Messenger RNA from Musa acuminata AAA Group (dessert banana), 6413 nucleotides. RefSeq lists its product as uncharacterized. Bases 947 to 6022 code for a protein of 1691 amino acids. Lineage: Eukaryota; Viridiplantae; Streptophyta; Magnoliopsida; Zingiberales; Musaceae. The transcript has 9 exons. The record is from RefSeq and is a predicted model, not a curated record.
CAAAAAUAGAAACCCUUUCUCGCGCAGAGGGGGAGAUGGCGAGCUCCAAUAGGGUGAUCGCGCCCCCAGCCCUCGUGGAACCCUAACCCUAAGCCCCGAUUACGAGCGCGGAGGAACUCUGAUCUCAGCUCCGGGACGAUCGAUCCCGUCGCCAUUUGCGCCUCCCUUCUUCCCUCCCUCCCUGAAGAGAUCCCCAAUUUUCCUGCCGGCUGAUCGGGCUCCUCGCUCCUUGCGGAUCGAUCCAUCGAUCUGCUGCUUUGCAGCGGCCGUAGAUUGGAUUGCUUUUUAAGGGUUGUUAUUGUUUAAGUAAAUCAUCAUACUGUCAAGAAUUUGCUUCCAUUUACCAAAGGGAUAAUAAGUUUACAGAAUAUCAGGAAAUUAAGUUAUAACUUCUGGUCAGUGCAGGCUGGAUUUUGUGCCAUUUUGAGGAGGUUCAGAUUCUCUUUGAGAAGAGUAAUCACUUUGUAGUCAUUGAAUCAUCACGAAGUUGGAAUUUGGCUGAUUAUGUAGAAUAUGUCAUGGAUAGUUCAAUUUCAAUGCAACACUGUGAAAUCUGAAUCGAAAAGACCCCAUUCUCGUUUAUCAGGAAGGUAUGAAAAUCAAUGGAAGAGGAAGCUAAUAUGGUGCCUUAUCGCAACAUACAGUUGUUCUUCACGAAGUUUGAUUCUCUUGCUUAAUAUGGAUUGUUUCUAAGAUUCUUCUUGUGGAGAUUAGAAAAAGGAAAAAAAAGAUUUUUACCCUCAAAGUUAUAAUCAGACACUAAUCAUUUUCAAAGCUUAGCUUUUAAGCCAACAUAUUUUUUUCAUUUUUUGAUGGCUAUUAAAGGAUCCAAGGAAAGCUGCUCUGUUCCUAAUGGAUAUAUAGAAGCAAGAGGCUAAUGAGCUUCACUGCUAGUAAGGAUUACCUCUUUUGAGCUUCAAUUCCUUGUCCAAGUUUCUCAUCCAACAUGCAAAUGUGGCAACAACAGUUGAUGUACAAGCAGCUCCAAGAGGUUCGGAGACAGCAGCAACUACAGCAGCUAGAUCAGGGAUCGAGGCAACUGAGUCCCCUUAGCCAGUUUUCUGCUGUAGCAAAACCUGCAACAGAAAUUCAGUUACCUUCAACAUUAAAUGAAAGAAAUCAGUUACCUGCAACUUUAAAUGAAAUGCCCAUCAAUGAUCCAUAUAAUUAUAUGUGGCUUAAUAAUUAUGUUGGAGGCUCAUCCAACUUAUCUGGUAAUUCUCAGAUGUUUACUGCUGGAAACAUGAACCAUGUACAGCCAAGUUGCUCUGUUGCCAUGCAGAACCUUACAAAUGGUGUUAUUGUCUCAAAUGAUCAAAGUCAAGCGAUGCAAUUUAUUGGAUCUAUGCCACCACAAAUUAAUCAGUCUUUUAGUGGCAUAUCCGUUUCAGGCACUUGCUCUGGCGACCAAUAUUCUCACCCAUUAGGAAUAUCAAGUUCUAAUCAUGAUUCAAUGACCAAGGCUGCUGAAACAAAUGCAGAAAAGACAUCAUACUCAUCUAGCAUUUUCCAAACUGAUCAUCAAAUAGACUCACAAGGUUCCUUACAGGAGAAGGCUUGGGCCACUGCACGGAAUUUUCCAGGGAAACAUGUCGUUGACAAUUCUUCAACACAGACAUCAGAAAAGUUUCAACAAUUGAACAAUCUGCAACACAGCAUUCGGUUUCAGGAAUUUCAUGGUAGACAAGUACAGGAUGAUGCAUUGGGUAAUUUAGUGGAGAAACAAGAAUCACAAGUAGGAACUUCUACUGGUGUGGCCAGUCUGGAUCCUAUAGAACAUAAGCUCUUGUUCGGCACCGAUGAGGAUGACAACUGGGGAUUUUCAUUUGGAGGGAGCCUUACCUCUGGCAUGGAUGGAGAUGCACAUGGGCAUUCUUCAGAGAAUGAUUAUUUUGGUUCAUUUCCUUCUGUCCAUAGUGGGAGCUGGAGUGCUCUUAUGCAAGAGGCUGUACAAGCUUCCACUAGUGACAAGGGGGUCCAGGAAGAAUGGAGUGGCCUGAGCUACCAAAAAACAGAGCAACAGAUGCUAAAGCCUCUGAUUACAACAACUGACAAUGGGAAACAGUCAGCUAUUUGGGAUGAUAGCAACUUGAAGGGUGCAAGUUCAACUUCUAGGCCGUUUCCUUUGUUUAAUGAUGCUAAUACAACGCCAACUUCCACUGGCCCUAUUAAUCAGCAUUCUUUUGACUCCACUUAUGAAGAAAGCAGUAGGGUUCUGACUGAGGCUCCCCGUGUCUCAUCCUUCCGAGGAUCCAGUAACAAAGAAUUCCAUCAGAAUCAAAAAAUUGUGGAAGGUAGUCUUCAAGCUCAAAUGCCUUCAACUAGUCGUGCGUGGGCUGGGCUGACCAUCAAGCAGAAUGAGAACAGUUCUGAGGAGAUUCAUUUUAAGUCACAGGACACAGAGGAUGGUUGGAGUAACCAGAAAAACAUGCCAUCAUCCAAUGUUUCUGUUUUGCCUGUUAAUAAGCUAAAUAGCUUGAAGGCAAGUUUUCCAAUGGCAUCUGGAGGUGACAAAUCAAAUCAUCAUGAAAGUGAUGGCCAUUUGUGGGAGAUUGGUGAAAAUCAUGUUAAUAUGAAUUCUGGCUUGCAACGAGUCAAAUCUGAUAUUGGCAGUCUCAACAUACAAGCUGAAGAAUCCUUAGCAGGUAAAUUUGUUUCUGUCAAUAAACCGAACACCUUAAAGUUGAGUCAGGACAUGCAUCAUCAGGUUACUAAUGUGCAGCAAACUGUUUUUGGGGGACAUUUUGCCCUUAAUUCAUGUGUGCAUUCUGAAGAUGACAAAGAUAUUGAAGAAAACCAGAACCAGCCAAGCAGGAAGCCACAAACUUGGGAGAUGUCUGUAAGUACUGCUGCAGAAAGAUUGGGUAAAAGCUAUGAGAAGAAAAAAGAACAUGAAAGAGUGGUUUUAGGUGACAGUUAUGCCGGAAUUGCAGCAAAAGAGAAGUAUCUAUUGACUGUGAAUGACCAAUAUCCUUCCGUAAGUGGAGGCCAGAAGUCCUCAAUUCUGUCAAGUCAUCCUACUGUGGGGUCAAAAAUGUUGCAGAAUUCACUGGGAAGUUUGAGGAAGCCUGUAGAAUCUUCUUUCCUGCCCAAUCAACUAUUACGGUUUCAGGGCUUGUCCAACUCUGUUUUUCAUGGAUCAAACAAUGAAGGGCAAUCAUCCGUUGGGAAAUCACAGUUUUCUGGUCAUAUUGUACCCAACAAUCCUAUGGAUGUGUCCGAGAGGAUUGCAGUGGGAGCAGAGGGACUGCAGUCUCGAGGUACCAUACCUGUGUGCCCCUCUAGGAGUUCUUUCGAUGGCUCAACUGCUCAACAUUCCCAGAAUGAAGUGGUUGCUCAAGCAAGUUAUAAUAUGCUCGAGCUUCUCCACAAGGUUGACCAAUCAAAGAACGUUGUUUCUACAAAUGCAUCUGAUGUUCCUGCACAAGCUGCUGCUGAUGUUUCUAUCACGCAUCCUCACUUUGAUCAGUCUUCUAAUUUGCGUGGUUUUGGGUUGCGUUUGGCCCCGCCAUCUCAGGGGCAACCACUACCAAACUAUACACCAAUCUCUCACAAGUCCUUGAAUGAUAUUAACAGUGGGCAAUCAGACCAUGAAGCAGAAUAUCAGGGUCAGACGUGGCUUAGUCCUACAUCCUCGAUUCGACCUGUUCUUCCAUUUGAUGAAGCAUCUAAAAGAGAAAAUUGGGAUAAGAUAGCCAGCCUACCUGGACAGAAAAAAACUGAAUAUUCAGAAGCAAAUAAUCAUUUUAAAUCAUCAGCCACUGUUUCUGAUUCUUCUUCAGUGAGAGAUCAGCUGCAGGAGCAGCAGCAGCUUAGACAGCAACACAUUUCUAGUGCAAAAGAUCACCUGGAGAAUCAACAACAGCAAUGGCAACAACAUACUUCUAAUGCAACAACUACUCAUGGACUUUUGGACCAUUCUGUCAAUUUUUCCUUUAGUAACCAAACUAAUACAAAUAUGCUUGUUAGAAAUGCUUCUCUCGUUAGGCAGCCACUUGACUGUCAAAGUGGAUCUUUAGGCGGCCAAUCUGUUCAAACAUCAUUGCCUCCUCUGGCUGGUAGGUUUCCAGCUUCAGAUGUUGCUUCCCAUGCUGAAUCUCGUGUACCUGUUGGUUCACAAUUUUCCUCAGAAGGGACAGAACAUACAAGAGGAACAAUUGCAGGAUUUUCUCAAAUUAUAAGUUCGGGCCAACAGUUACCUGCUGUAGAGACAAAGUCAAGUUCACAACCUUCUCUGUCAGGCACGUCUCAGCAAGCCAGCUUCUCAAAGAUGUUGCAUAAUGUGUGGACAAAUAUUUCAGCUCAACAACGUCAAGCUGGUAUUGAUCCUUUUCUGACUCCAAAUGUACUUCAGUCUAUAAUAAAUCAUGGUAGAGACACAAGUUCAUGGGGCCUCCCAAAGCCAGGUGAUCAAGUAAAUAAGGAAGAUAGUGCUCCUCCUGAGCAUAUGGAUGUUUCUCAUGAGUCAAGCAAUACAUCCCAGGGGAAAGAGGCCGUGCUAAAGCCACAGCAGGAUGUUAACAAAACAAGAAAUGGACAGGAUCAAGCUCUUAGUUCUUGUGUAUUGCGUGCUCCUCUAACGAAUAAUGUCUCUACCAGCAGUGGUAUUCUUGCAGGGCGCAUGUCAAAGCCUUCAGAUGUUCAACAGCAAAACUAUUCACUGUUUCAUCAAGUACAGUCCAUGAAGGCUUCUGAAUCUGAUAUAAACAAGACAGGAAUCCUACCAAAAGGAGCUGCUUUUAGUUCCGAUAGUUCACAGAUGAAUUUCAAUGUAGAUCAGGGAAUUGUUCAUGGCCAGAAUACAAUUCCCAGAAUCCCUGCAGAUGGUAAAGUUGGAGCAGCUUCUCAUAUUUCAUUCAUGUCAGAUGCCAAAAUGCUGAGCUUUACUUCAAGUGACAGUGAAGAACAGAAUCCCAACACAUCCAGUGCAGGACAUCAUAACCAAAGUCACAUGGAACCACUUAGUACAAGUUCCACAGCAAAUGUAUUGGGAGAUGGUGAGCCCACCCAGAUUAGUCCUCAGAUGGCUCCUUCCUGGUUUGACAGUUAUGGAACCUACCAAAAUGGCAGGAUGGUUGCUAUGUUUGACGCCCAUAGGAGUAGAAAAGCUUCCGUUCAGCAGUACUUUCUCCAAAAUGCUCCUGCAAAGAUGGAUAAUAGUAAUGUCGUCGAGCAAAGACUUGAUAGCAGCCAGGUUGGUAGCUAUAGGCAAGAUACAUUGGCCUUCAAGAUAGCACCCAGUGAUACAACUUCUUCUUUGCUGCCCCCGGAUGUGAUGGUCCAUGGUAGAAUUAUAAGGUCAAAGAAGCGCAAAAUUGCAAAUAGAGAUCUUCUGCCAUGGCAUAAGAUGGUCAUGGGAUGUCCACAAAGUUUGCAGAGCAUCAGUAUGCCAGAGUUGGAUUGGGCUCAAGCUGCCAAUAGAUUGAUAGAGAAGGUGGAUGAUGAAGCUGAAACUAUGGAUGAUGGCCUGUUUAUGCCUCAGUCACGAAGAAGGAUAAUCCUGACAACUCAACUGAUGCAUCAACUUAUUCCAGCUGUACCAGCUGUGAUGUUCAAAGGAGAGGCAACUUCAGGUUAUCAAAGUGUGACUUUCUCUAUUGCUAAAACAGCACUUGCAGAUGCAUGCAGCCUGGUUUCUUCCUCAGAAAGUGAUUCCCAUUUGCUGUUGGGAAAUGAAAAUACGAUAAAUAUUGGAGAGGUUAAGACUUCCAAGAAGGUGGAAGAAGAUACAUUCUUAAAGCUUAUGGAAGAUUUCAUUGGUAGAUCCAAGAAACUUUCAACUGAUUUCUCAAGAUUGGAGAGGAAGACGUCGUUGUUGGAUGUCCGACUGGAGUGCCAAGAGUUAGAGAGGUUUUCCAUUGUGAACCGAUUAGGCAAGUUUCAUGGUCGGACUCAUGCUGAUGGGGUCGAUGUAUCUUCCACUCCUGGAAAUGCCUAUCGCAGGAUCUUUCUGCAGAGAUAUAUCACCGCCGUUCCAGUGCCUGGAAAUCUACCCGAGGGGGUUUGCUGUCUCUCACUCUAAGAUCAUUUAUCAAUUGAUUUUGUUUCUCUUGUCAAAUGGCUGUGGUCGCCAUCGCUAUUCCUCGAUGCUUUUCAGUCACACCUCCAUCGGAAAAAGAGAGAGAGAGAGAGAGAGAGAGAGAGAGAGAGAGUUCAUAAGCAUUAAUGUGAGAGGGGGCAGGCAGUUCUUUUGUCCUAGUAUUGAAGACGAGGACCGCUCAGGGGUUUGGCCUUUGAAAUCUUUCCCGAUGGUUGUUCACCCUGAUAUGAGAGGUAUAGGUCUUUGUACAUCAAUGGAGGUACAGAAAAUUAGGUUGUGGCAUCUCAUUUUUAUAUGAGAGGAGAGUUUCAGCAUUAUUACAUAAUUUUUAUUCAAAUAAACUUGAAAAUUAAAACAAAAAAUCUUUAGCUCC